Tachysurus fulvidraco (yellow catfish) is the source of this 2611-nucleotide messenger RNA. Its product is annotated as zinc finger protein 883-like. Gene Ontology annotation, biological process: regulation of transcription by RNA polymerase II. The transcript is spliced from 2 exons. Gene Ontology annotation, molecular function: DNA-binding transcription factor activity, RNA polymerase II-specific; RNA polymerase II transcription regulatory region sequence-specific DNA binding. Gene Ontology annotation, cellular component: nucleus. NCBI's taxonomy places the organism in Eukaryota, Metazoa, Chordata, Actinopteri, Siluriformes, Bagridae. The record is from RefSeq and is a predicted model, not a curated record. The coding region runs from base 130 to 2331 and encodes 733 amino acids.
CCUUCUCUAACACACCUGUUUCAACUAAUCACCUGAUUAACCUUAGCCUUUCUUGGGGUGUUUAUAUUUCUUAUCAAUUAAAUGCUCUGCUCUGAAACGCCGUGAGACCACACAACGACACACACUGUGAUGCAGGACUCAACCAUGGAAGACCCCAAAGCAGGGUUAUUUACAAAAGGGGAAUCUCAGCGACAAAGCAGCUUGUUUCUGAAUCUCUUUAAAGAGUUCCGGUUCGAAGCGUUAGGCGACCCUUCGGCUCAGACAGAAGAUUCCAGCAAUCCAAAAAAUUGCAGAGUGAAGAGUCAAGCACAGCAAAUCGUUCUACAUUGCUCGUGCACAUCCUCUUCUCAACAACAGACUGGAAAGGACCAUGACUCAAACCUGUCUAACCAUGAACUCCAAUCUGGAGAGGAUCCAAACCUGUCCUCAACUGUGUUGGACUCUAACUCAAACCUGUCCUCAACUAAACACCAUUCUGAAAAUGACUCUACCUCAAGCUUGUUCUUUUCUAACCACCAAUCUGAAGAGGACACUAACUCAAUCCCAUCCUCUCCUGAAUACCAAUCCCAAGAUGACCACACCUCCUACAUGUCCUACCAUAAACACGUAUCUAAAGAGGACUCUACCUUAAACCUGUCAUUUACUAAACACGAUUCUGGACAGGUUCACACCUCACAAUUAUCAAGUCCUAAACACCAGUUUCAAGAGAAAUACACCAUGCAUGUGUCCUACCAUGUAAACCAGUCUGGAGGGGACUAUAUCUCAAACCUUUCCUCUACUAAACACCAGACUGAAGAGGAACCAACUGCAAACUUGUCCUACCAUGAAAAUGACUACAUCUCAAUCAAAUUCUCCCCUGAACACCAAUUUAAAGAAGACCAGACAUCAAAUCUGUCAUCUCCUGAAUCAGAAGAGAAACUUCUACCACAUUUCAAGUGUCGCUACUGUGGCAAGUCCUUCAGCUCCCAGCGGUAUCUCAAAGUGCACACUGUCCAAAGAGAAGAUGCCUUUAACUGUACAUCAUGUGGGAGGCUUUUCUCUGCUAAAUGUAGCUUGAUCGCUCACAGACAUUCUGAGCAUAAGGGAGAAAAACCUCUGGAAUGUGAAGUGUGUGGAAAAGCUUUUGCAACAGCUAAAGCGAGAGCUGCACAUCAGACUAGUCACAACGGAACCCAACGUUUUAACUGCCCAAGCUGUGACGAAUGCUUCCUGAGCAAGAACAUAGUAAAUGCACACAUCCUAAUUGAGCACCAGGGGAUACAGCCUUUUGGUUGUGACAUCUGUGGUAAAAGAUUCAAGCUGAGGAAUGGACUGAUCUCCCAUCAGCGGAUUCAUUCAGGAGAGAGACCAUACCACUGCGAAGAAUGUGGCAAGACCUUCAUCGCUAUAAGCACCUUUAACGUUCAUCGGCGGGUUCACACAGGAGAGAAGGCGUUUAGCUGUGAAUCAUGCGGAAGGAGGUUCAGCCUAGCUGCUUGUCUGUCCAGACAUCAGCAAAGCCACAGGGAUUCUAAGUCCUUCACCUGUGGCGUCUGCAAGAAGACUUUCGCCCAGGUUAGCCAUCUUCGUCUUCAUCAACGUGUACAUGCUGGCAAGAAAACGCAUGACUGCCAAACCUGCCAGAAAAGUUUCAGUCAUAUCCAGUCUCUCAGGUUACAUGAAAAGAUUCACGUAAUCAAGCGAUCGUUUUCCUGCUCCAUAUGCGCCAAAUCGUUUGGAUCAAAUGCGUAUUUGAAAAAUCACCAGCAGGUUCAUACAGGAAUGAAUCUGCACCGCUGUAAUGAGUGCGGCAAGAGUUUCAUCACAGCCGGCCAUCUUCGCUCGCACCUUCAAGUCCAUCCACACUUGAGACCUUUCGCCUGUGGCGAGUGUGGACGGAGUUACAGCACCCUUGACGAUCUUGUGCGCCACAGACGCAUCCAUACGGAUGACAGCUUCCGCUGUGAGGUGUGCGAGAAGCGGUUUGUGACUAAGAAAAGCUUAUCCUCGCACCAGCGAACACACAGCGGCGAGAAGCCGUACUCGUGCAGGGAGUGCGGAAAGAGUUUCGCACACUUAUCCAGUGUUCUCAGACAUGCCAGUGUUCACACGGAAGAGAAACCCUUCAGGUGUGAUGAGUGUGGGAAAUGUUUCCGCCUGGAGAUUGGCCUCAGAGCUCACACACAGAUGCAUGCGAACAAGCAAGAGCACACGUGCACCGAAUGCGGGAGAGGUUUCUCACGAACAAAACCCUUCCUGAACCACAAAUGUGCAAAGAAGCGAUCUGAGAAUGGGACACGGAAUCCAAAGAGCAAGAAAAGACAAAAGAACGUCUCUGAAAACAUGGUUUAAAUUCUGUAUCAAAGCAUAAAUAUAUAAACUCUUAAAGAAAAUUAAUUUGAAAUGAAAAAUAGAAACAUGAAAAUGUAUAACUUGCCCUUUAUUUACAAGUCCCUCCAGGAUUACACUUUUUUUUUUUUUUUGGCGAUAGCAGAUUUGAGCACAGAAAUCAAACGAUAUUUGGAGGAACCUUCAGUUUUUCAAAACAGAGUCGAAUUUCUGCAAAUUUGUUCUGAGAUGCGUUGUGACAUCACAACACCAAACCCCUCCUCCGUUGAUGUGUGUACAUGAG